CGAUUUCCGAGGCAAAUGGCAUGCAAACAUUAGUCCCUGAAUGCGUCAUUACGCACAUCGAUGACGUAAUCACGCACAGCGUUUACUCCGCUCUGGCAGACGUCGUCAGCAGAAGCAACAGGGCAACGUUAUGCGGACCAGGUGGCCAUGGCUUGGAAGUCGAGGACCCGCAGUCUGCAGGUGUUUGACACGGAGCUGAGUGCGGAUACGGUGGAGUGGUGUCCGCUGCCCCCCAGCCACGACGUCCUGGCAUGUGGGACGUACCAGCUGCAGAAAGCGGAAGGUGGAGACGAUGCCCCCGCCAGCCGAAUCGGUCGUUUGUACCUUUUUGAAUUUCGGCGUGAGGGCCCGAUGACCCCUCCUCUCACCGAGCUACAGCGUCUGGACACAGCAGCCAUCUUAGAUCUGAAAUGGUGCCACGUCCCUGUGUCAGGCAGGCCGGUGCUGGGGAUGGCUGCUGCUACGGGAGAGCUGCACCUCUACACGCUGAUGGAUGAUCAGGAAGGUGGGCGGAGCCUGAAGGCUAUGUGCAGUUUGGAGGUGGGGGCGCAGCGGCUGGCUUUGUCUUUGGACUGGUCCACUGGAAGAAUGGACAGCAGCAGCGACGUACGGGUGGUGUGCAGUGACUCUUUAGGCUGCGUCGGCGUAUUCUCCCUGGCAGAAGGAGCUCUGACGGCUCUGUCCCAAUGGAAAGCCCACGACUUUGAGGCCUGGAUCACAGCCUUUUCCUACUGGAACACACAGCUGGUCUAUUCUGGGGGUGAUGACUGCAAACUCAAAGGCUGGGAUCUGAGAGCUGGUCCGUCGAGCCCCGUUUUCACCAGUAAAAGGCACUCGAUGGGUGUGUGCAGUAUUCACAGCAACCCUCACGUGGAACACGUCCUGGCUACCGGCAGCUACGAUGAGCAGGUGUUGCUGUGGGACGGCAGGAACAUGAAGCAGCCCCUCGCGGAGAGCGCAGUGGGUGGUGGGGUGUGGAGGUUGAAGUGGCACCCGACCCAUCAGCACCUGCUGCUGGCUGCCUGCAUGCACAAUGACUUCCAUGUCCUUCACUGCCAGCAGGCCUUGGAGGGCGGUGGAGGAGCUUGUCCGGUUGUUGCCUCCUACAUCCUCCACAACUCCUUGGCCUACGGCGCUGACUGGUCCAGGCUGCCCCUUGAGGACCCCGCACCACAGUCCCCUCCUGCCACAGAACCAAAGGAAAGCCUCGCAGAGAGCCGAGGACACUUACGCAUCCAGUACGAGUCUCCUACUGCCAGCUUUGACACUUCCCUGGAGGACGACGCGGGACGUUACAUCCCAGAGGCCACUGUGACCCCCUCCACCAGCUCUGCUGCAUCUCUAGCCCCCAACCCGGACAAGGAUGCUUCCUCACUGUCCUGUCUGCUAGCUAGCUGCUCAUUCUAUGACCAUAUGCUCCAUGUGUGGCGCUGGGACUGGACUCCAGAGGAGACUGGACAGGAGUGCGAUCAACUUUGAGCUGGAGUAAUGUUGGAGGGCAUUAUAGAUCCAUGCUGUAAUACUGCUUAAAACUGCAACUGUCCUGUAGAUGAGUCUCCUACACCGAAACAUAUUUACUGCUAUUUUGAUGACACUGUUUUGAUAAUAAACACUUUAUAAUCGUUUAUUAUUCA
Messenger RNA from Fundulus heteroclitus (mummichog), 1634 nucleotides. RefSeq names its product diphthamide biosynthesis 7 (gene dph7). The transcript is spliced from 10 exons. Lineage: Eukaryota; Metazoa; Chordata; Actinopteri; Cyprinodontiformes; Fundulidae. Bases 148 to 1479 code for a protein of 443 amino acids. The record is from RefSeq and is a predicted model, not a curated record. Gene Ontology annotation, molecular function: protein binding.